ACUCACUCAGUCAGUCAGUCGGUCAGUCCAGAGCGGGACAAACUACAGCAGCAAACCUCCUCAUGGAUCUACGGACAACAAUAUGCUUUUACUUGUGUUUCCUACUGGAAGUGAUGUGCUGGCAUGAUCUGGACAACACAGAGUAUGACUGUUGGCCAAUCAACAGUCCAAAUGAUUCCAACAUGAUCAGCUGCGGUGGUCUGGAAAUGGCCUGGUUCCAGCGCCCUCCAGAAAAGGUGACAAAUGGGGAAGAGUUCAAUGUCUCGUACACAGUGACGGCCUCAGAUGCAUUCUAUGAGUACACAGUCAGGAACAAGAUUUUCAGGUUCAGAAAUGCAUCAGAAGCAAAGAUGUUCUGCAAUGAACAUGAGUGUCCGUCAAACUGGAACAACGCCAAUGAAACAAACUGCUGCGUGUAUCAUGCCAACAUCCACUCGUGUCCUCUUGGUCUUAUGAAACAUGGGGGAAUCUGUGGCCCGUGGAUCCCUGAUGACGGUAAAAUAGUGACUCACACCGUGUCUCAAGCCGGCAAGAUGUCGCAGAAAUACUGGAAUACAAAGGUGGUGCUGGUCCAUGUGGGAGUCACCUCAGUCAUUGCUCAUAUCAAAAUAGGACAGAUGCAUGCAGCGCUGGAAGCCAAAGUGCUUGUUGUUAGCGCUCAAGUGUGCGGGGACGAUGUCUGUGAGAUGGAGGAGACCUGUCUCACCUGUCCUGCCGACUGUGGCAUCUGCCCCAUGUCCUUUGCUAUCAAAGUGGCUAUUGGGCUUCCUGUCGCACUCUUCAGCAGCGGCUUCAUCCUAACCAUGGUGUGGCUCCAGUACCAGAAACAGAGGAUGCUUUGGGAUGAAAGCUGGAUCAUCAACUAUAAGAGCAUCAUAUUUGGCAGAGUGUGUUACAUGGGCCUCAGCAGCACCACAACCUUGCAACGCUUCAAGAGUAACUCCAACGUCAGUCAAACUACUGAUGUGACAGUGUGUACGGGAGUCAACAGCUCCAUCAAACCAGGCUUCAUCCAACCAGGCAUCUAUGAUGGGAGGACUGUGGCAGUGAAAUACAUCCAGAAUAAACAUUUCACCCUCUCUAAAACCAUCAGGAAGGAGGUCAAAGAAGUGAGGCAACUGGACCACCCUAAUCUAUGCAAGUUCAUUGGUGGUUCCAUUGAGGUCCCCUACGUCAGCAUCAUCACAGAGCACUGCCCCAAAGGGAGUCUGUCUGACGUCCUGCUCAAUGAUGACAUCCCCAUCAACUGGGGCUUCAGACUGUCCUUUGCUACUGACAUCGCCCGUGGGAUGUCAUACCUUCAUCAGCACAAAGUGUUUCAUGGAAGACUUCACUCCAGAAACUGUGUCAUUGAUGACCGCUGGGUGUGCAAAAUUUCAGAUUACGGGCUCACAGCCUACAGACGAGAGGACUUUGACGUUGUUAGUAAUGGCUUUAAUUGUGGGGAUGUAAUAUACUGCGCCCCAGAGGUCCUGCUUGGAAGCAGCUCCAAUAUGACACCAGCAGCAGAUGUUUACAGCUACUCCAUGAUUCUGGUUGAGAUUGCAACUCGCUCUGAUCUCAUCUCAGAGCAGACUGAGGGAGUGAGGAUGGAUGUCAUGUGGCGCCCUCCUCUGCCUGAAGUCAAAGCAGGGAAGGCCGAUGUAGACUGUCCCAGCCAGGGAGACUACUGUGAGCUUAUUAAGAAGUGCUGGAGUCAUAACGUCACCAUGAGGCCCACGUUUGAGCAGGUGAAGAAGAUGCUCGACAAAAUGAACCCACACAAAGUCAGCCCUGUGGACAUGAUGAUGAACUUGAUGGAGAAGUACAGCAAACAUUUGGAGGCCAUAGUCGCUGAAAGAACACAGGACCUCCUUCAAGAGAAGCAGAAGACAGAUCGGCUUUUAUACAGUAUGUUACCUAAACCUGUGGCUGAUGACCUCAGACAAGGUCGGACAACAGAGGCUCAGAGCUUCUCCAAUGCAACUGUCUACUUCAGUGAUAUUGUUGGCUUUACUCAGCUAUCUGGUGCCAGCACUCCUUACCAAGUUGUGAACUUUCUCAACCAGCUCUACACCACCUUUGAUGACAUCAUUGACAAUUACGAUGUCUACAAAGUGGAAACAAUAGGCGAUGCUUACAUGGUGGUCUCUGGAGUCCCUCAAGAAAAUGGCAUCAAUCAUGCUGGAGAGAUAGCCAGCAUGGCUCUUGAUCUGGUCAGUGUUUGCCACAGUUUCAAGAUCCCUCACAAACCCAACACGCAGCUGAAGAUACGAGCCGGCAUCCACUCAGGACCUGUGGUGGCAGGUGUGGUUGGCACGAAGAUGCCUCGCUACUGCCUAUUUGGGGACACGGUUAACACAGCGUCACGAAUGGAAUCAACCAGUGAAGCUCUAAAGAUCCAAGUGAGCGGUGCCACAGCUGACCUCCUUCACACACUCAGAGGUUACAUUCUGACGUGCAGAGGAAAUCUUAAUGUGAAGGGAAAAGGAGAGAUGACAACAUGGUGGCUAGAAGCAAAAAGAGACGAUCUCACUGACCCACUGCUCAGAACAUCUGAAUCUAGAGAAGUCCCAGUUCCAGUCAGUGAUUAGUGUUGUUAGAUUAUAUAUUGUCCAGAGAGCUAUACAUUAGGACUAAACGUGCUUCUACAAUGAUAUGAUUCAAAUGUGUUCUUGAGGACUUUAGUAACGUGUUCAAAGUGUUUGUCAUUGUCAUGGUUUCAUUCUUGAGGGCAGGAGUGAUGAUUACGAGAUUGCAAAAACUAGUCUUUUUUGUAUCAUGAUUGUGCAGGACUGUUUACAUAUUGUUUAUUUGUUUAUUUAUUUAUUUACUAGUAAAGGACAUCAAAACAUUAUGCAGAGAAACCUGCCAGAGUCUAAGAAAUGUUUGUUUAGUCACACAUUUUCUCUCAUAGCCUAUAUAAUUGUAUUUUUGCAACCUGAUGCACUUUAGUUUUGCCAAAUAUAUUAAAAUUAAAAGGAAAAUUCACUGCCUAAAAAUAAUGUACUCUUUAAUAUGAUAGGCCUACAACAAUAUUAAAUCAAAUAUAAACCUUAUUGGAUUCAUUAAAUCUUAAAUGUUUGCCUUUGAACUAGCAUCUGAUUAAGUAGGCUAAAGGCCUGUUGCACAUGCAGCAUAUUUCAAAUGUCAUUACCUAAACAUGGCUUUUCAUUAAUAUUUCCAAUUUGGUUAUUACACAUAACUUCCCUCUUUAAUUUGAAAAUUAAAGCACCUAAAAUGCGUUUUGGCCAUAGGCCCUAUGUGUUUUCCUGCUAUGUGAUAAUCUUUUUUCCCCUCCAAAUGUCUAUGUUUAAGCAUGUUUAAGUAUAUGGUCU
Labrus bergylta (ballan wrasse) is the source of this 3317-nucleotide messenger RNA. RefSeq names its product atrial natriuretic peptide receptor 2-like. Gene Ontology annotation, biological process: receptor guanylyl cyclase signaling pathway; protein phosphorylation; cGMP biosynthetic process. NCBI's taxonomy places the organism in Eukaryota, Metazoa, Chordata, Actinopteri, Labriformes, Labridae. Gene Ontology annotation, cellular component: plasma membrane. Gene Ontology annotation, molecular function: guanylate cyclase activity; adenylate cyclase activity; peptide receptor activity. The record is from RefSeq and is a predicted model, not a curated record.